GGGGAGUUAAUGAUUUGCCAGAGGCUCAUUUCACAACUUACCAAGGGUCAGCUUCCCUUGAGCAUGUACAGGUUCGGUCCUCAGGGCUCCUUGCCCCUGGCCAGCUUCCUCCUGGAGUGCCCCCCAGGCAGCCCUCGACAUGAUCUCCAUCACCGAAUGGCAGAAGAUUGGUGUGGGCACUGCUGGCUUCGGCAUCUUCUUCAUCCUCUUUGGAACACUCCUGUACUUUGAUUCGGUGCUCCUGGCCUUCGGAAAUCUGCUGUUCUUGACUGGCCUCUCCCUCAUCAUCGGCCUGAGGAGGACGUUCUCCUUCUUCUUCCAGAGGCACAAACUCAAGGGCACCAGCUUCUUCCUGGGGGGCGUGGCCGUCGUCCUGCUGCGCUGGCCUCUCCUGGGCAUGAUUCUGGAAGCCUAUGGCUUCUUCAGCCUCUUCAGGGGCUUUUUCCCUGUCGCCUUUGGCUUCCUGGGGAGUACCUGCAACAUCCCCUUCCUGAGUGCGCUGUUCCGGAGGUUUCAAGGCACCAGUUCAAUGGUCUGAACAGCAGAGAUGCACUCCUUGAACUUGGAUCACUGGGCGAGGGGGCUGGAAAGGAAACGGGAGACAUCUCACAGGCGCCCACCCAGCACUGACUCACCCCCCUGACGCAUCCGGACCUCUCCAGGUCCAGAAGGAGGGACGGAGCCGAGGGACUGACCUUGAUCCCCUAGUCAAUGCAGGAAGCCGUCAGGACUGCUGGGAACAGAGAUCCAGGGCCCACGAGAGGAGAAGCAAAGAUUAAAUCCCCAAGCUGUGAAUGUGCCUGAGACUCAGUGUCUCUAGCCCAUUAAGCCCACUCUCUGACUCAGGGUGGGCCCACAGACAUCAUUCUACCUGAGGAGGGUCAGGCCAGCCCUUACGGCUCAUCAUUAAACCCUGUUUACCGGCCCUAAUGAGGGAGAUAAGAUGUUUGCAGGCCCCUGUUAGCGGCAGCUGUUAAACAAGGAAUGAGCAUUAAUCCCCAGGAUGGUGGGAAGUGCUUCCCAACUAUCGAUUAGGUGGUUAUCUGCAUGGCGCACUCGCCAGGUAGCUUCUGUGCUGGGGUAGAAUGCUGCGCCCCUACUUCCGAGAGCCCCAGUCCGUCCUGGGAAGCCCCCGUCUAAGGGCAAAGCACACUCUUUCUCAAGAAAGAGUCAGGAAUCCCCUGCAACGAGUACAUUUAAUAUGUUUCUGCGAGGGCCCCUGUGUCUGUGCAGAACAAGGGAGCGGGUGCUGAGGGUGCAAAGGAAAGCAGACCUCCCCACUUCGAA
Odocoileus virginianus texanus is the source of this 1287-nucleotide messenger RNA. NCBI's taxonomy places the organism in Eukaryota, Metazoa, Chordata, Mammalia, Artiodactyla, Cervidae. The record is from RefSeq and is a predicted model, not a curated record.